UCAAUUUCUCUGUUUCCUUUUCCCUUUCCUUUCUUGACAUCACAUAAUCCAUGGCUGACACCGCUGCAGAAGUUCCCACAAGGAGGUCAAGGAGCAAAAGGGCUCUCAAGGACAAAAACUCGUCAACAAAUGAGUCCGCAAACACCAUCACCACCAAGGUCUCAGAAUUCACACCUCCAAUUUCUGAACAAGUGAUAGUGAAGGAGAACCUCGACACCUCCACCACCGUUUCUCAACCCAAGAAAGGAAGAGCUGCUUCAAAGAAACAAAGCACGAAGCAGCAGCAGCAGCAAUCUCCUUCUUCUUUUGAGAAAGAGUUGCUUGAGAUGCAGGAGAAGCUGCAGCAGCUGCACCUCGAGAAGGAGAAAACCGAGGAGCUCUUAAAAGCCAAGGAUGAGGCCCUCAAGCUCAAGGACCAAGAGCUUGAAAACCGAGGCAAGGAACAGGAGAAGCUCCAGACCGAGCUCAAGAAGCUCCAGAAGUUGAAGGAGUUCAAACCCACCAUGAACUUGCCUCUUCCGAAAGAUAAGGAACAAGACAAGAAGGACAAGAAGAAAAGGCCCUCUGCUCCUUACAUUCUGUGGUGCAAGGAUCAAUGGAAUGAGAUCAAGAAAACAAACUCAGAGGCAGAAUUCAAGGACAUCUCAAACAUGUUGGGGGCUAAAUGGAAGACAGUUAGCGCUGAAGAGAAGAAGCCGUACGAAGAGAAGUACAAUGCUGAAAAAGAAGCAUAUAUGGAGGUAAUGGCGAAGGAAAAGCGCGAGACGGAGGCACUGAAGCUGUUGGAAGAGGAUCAGAAGCAGAAGAUGGCGAUGGAGCUUCUUGAACAAUACAUGCAGUUCAGACAAGAAACAGAGAAAGAGACUACAAAGAAGAACAAGAAAGAGAAGGAUCCAUUGAAGCCAAAGCACCCAAUGUCAGCAUAUAUCCUUUUCACAAACGAUAGGCGUGCGGCUCUUGUUGCAGAGAACAAGAGCGUUGUGGAAGUUGCCAAGAUCACAGGGGAAGAGUGGAAGAACAUGACGGAGGAACAGAAGAGGCCUUACGAGGAGAUGGCGAAGAAGAAGAAGGAGCAGUAUGUUCAAGAAAUGGAAGCUUAUAAGCAGAGGAAACAUGAAGAGGCUGCAAAUCUCAUGAAGGAAGAGGAGGAGCACAUGAAGCUUCAGAAGCAGGAAGCGUUGCAGCUCCUCAAGAAGAAAGAGAAAACUGAAAUCCUCAUCAAGAAAACAAAGCAGAAGAAGAAGCAGAACAAGGAAGAUAAGAAUUCUGACCCAAACAGGCCUAAGAGGCCUCCAUCCUCAUUCCUCUUAUUCAGCAAGGAAGCAAGGAAAGCUUUACAUGAGGAACGUCCAGGAAUCAACAUUUCCACCCUUAAUGCACUCAUUUCAUUGAAGUGGAAGGAACUGAGCGAGGAAGAUAGACAAAUGUGGAAUGGGAAAGCAAGUGAAGCAAUGGAAGUGUACAAGAAGGAAUUGGAGGAAUACAACAAAACCAUUGCUACUUCAACUGAAGAAUGAUGUGGCCUUAAGAUUUGUUGAAAUGACAUGUUCAAGUUUGGAUUGAACAAGACUUGUGUUUAGGUUUCUUCUAGCUCUAGUAGUAUGUUAAGUAGUUCAAGUUGUCUAGAAUGGUUGAAAUGACGUGGUGUUUAUGAUGUGUACCGUCUCAGUAAGAAAAUGGAAUGCUUAUUCUCGGAUC
Molecule: messenger RNA, 1698 nt
Organism: Arachis stenosperma
Lineage: Eukaryota; Viridiplantae; Streptophyta; Magnoliopsida; Fabales; Fabaceae
Product: high mobility group B protein 6-like
Exons: 4
Coding region: 51-1517 (488 amino acids)
Molecular function (GO): DNA binding
Source: RefSeq, a predicted model, not a curated record